AUGGCCCGAACUUGGUCAUCGGCCAAGCAACAGCCGAAGCAAGUACGAUGCCUACAGAAGGCCACACGAUGGCACCCGAACCACCCACGAAGGCGACACGUGACCCCCCGAUGCACUGAGUCUGCAACCAGAGAGAGAAAGGGGAGGAAAUGCAAGAAAGUCGGGCCAAGUAAAACUCCAGAGCGGCCCCCAGAGGGUUCCAGGUCUCCUCAGCAGUCCGAAGAGUCUCGGCAGCAUUCACCUUCUCCUCGUCGUAACAGACAUCCCGAAUCCUCGGAGGAUGAAGAUGAGUCAGCCUCCCCCGCCCUCCCUGCAGGCAAGUCCAAGCCUGAAGUGGGCAAGGGCGACAAAGGGAAAGGCAAGGCCCAGAAGGAGAACCCACCCCCUGGUGUAUCAUACAGCUUCACAGAGGCGCAGGAGGAGGCAAUCGCUUGCUGGGUGAAGAGUAAGAAGCUACUGUAUGACAUGAAGGACAAACAGUACAAAGAGAAGGCAUUAAAGAGGCACCUAUGGGAGGGAAAGGCUGCGGAGUACAGGUUGGAUUAUCAUUCAAUUCUGAAAUGGUAUCAAACACAGAGGACUCGAUUCUCAAAGCUGCCAACCCAAGAAGAAAUCCCAGAAGAGGUCUGGUGAUGGUCUGUCGAGCAGUGACGAGGAAGACCCCAUCCUUGCUGAGGAGGCCAGUGAGAAUGACAGUGACCGUGACAAGUUCAUCCGCCAGGUCUUUGGGUUUCUGAAGCCACACAUCAGACGUCACAACAAGGAAAUACCAGCUAGUUUUAAGGACAAGUUGGCCCUGGCUGAGACGGGUGAGCUGGCUGGGAGUGACGACAGUUUUGCAGACAAAUCCAGGGAGCCCAACAAGAAGUACACUGGCUACCCUACACCGAGACCUCCUUCCAGGACAGGAACAGCUGCUGAGGACCAACCCGAGUCUCCGGAGAUGAGAGUUACCGGAGCAUCAUCCCGUGAUCUCCAAGAUAGGUUGGUUCAGUUCAUCACUAGAGAGCAGCCAGUCAACAGGGCCACUCCUUUCUGCAAGUACCUGGAAACUGAACUGGAUCGUCUGCAUGAUGCCUGCC
Molecule: messenger RNA, 1082 nt
Organism: Gymnodraco acuticeps
Lineage: Eukaryota; Metazoa; Chordata; Actinopteri; Perciformes; Bathydraconidae
Exons: 5
Coding region: 1-633 (210 amino acids)
Source: RefSeq, a predicted model, not a curated record